AAACACUGAAUCAAAAGCUUUCUGAUGGUGACGAACUACACUAUAUCCAUACACGCAUACACUUAGAUGCGGGAAACACGAGCAUUCGCACACAUCUUUUUUUAAGUUGUCGAGAAAUAGAAAAAAAAGUAGAUGUAACAAGUGAAAACAGCUUUGGACACAGUAGUAGCGAGUAACAUUUAAUUUUCAAAGUGAAUUUCUUAGACAAACUCACUCAUUCAUUCGCCCUGAUUCGAGAACGUAUCAAUUUAAUAUAUUAAAUUAGAAAAAAAAAUCUUUAAAAAUUCAAAACGUGUGCCAAUUGAGUGGAAAAUUGAAAAAUUCAAAAGCAAAUAGUUGUUGAUUUACACGUUGUACAGUGCUGGUUGAUUGAGUUAAGUGUUCGCCAAGUGCCUGAAGGAUGUAAAACAAAAAUUAAUACAAAGAUUAGUGAAAACAACUCAUACGAAUUGAAAUAAGAGUUUAACGAGUUUGACAAAAACGCACAUUGAAUAGUAGACCACGCAGUACCUUACAGUUGUUCACUGUUUUCACAAUUUGAUUUCGCGAUGUUUUAUGACAUGAUUUGAAAAUAUUGCUGUAAAUCACAAAUAGAAUACUAGACGACACUGUUUUCUUGGCAAAACUGGAAAAUUUGUAAAAUCAUACUUAGACUGAUCUCAUGCAUUGUCAUCGAUUGUCACACUUCCAGAAUUUAUCAGCAAAAAACGUUAUCGAAUGAAAAAUCGACUAAAACAUAACGAACAAUUUCAAUAAACAGUUUCAACUGCCUUCGAAGCAAACAUUUUGACAAAACAGGAUUUUAGUUGACAAAUUAGAUAGCUUUAUUUUAAGAAUAGAAAGAGGAAGUCGAGAGUAUCAAAAUGCCUGAAGUUCUUAGUUUAUCCAGUAUGGCCGAUGCGGAGCCAGAUUUGUCAACAUUCGAGAAUAAAACGGGACUGGCUGAAGAUAUGAAAUUCUUAGCAUCAAUGCCAGAACUAUGCGAUGUAACGUUCCUCGUCGGUGAUACUCGUGAACCCGUUUGCGCAGUAAAAGCGGUGCUUGCGUCUCGAUCUCGAGUUUUCCAAAAAAUGUUGUAUCAAGCUCCAUCGCCACAAAGAAAGAAGGAACCACCACCACGGGAAAAUAAACUGCGACUUUUUCUAAAGCGUUCAUCGGAACCUCUUUUGAAUCUACAGAAUGCAGCGCAACAGCCAUCUGGGCAAGCCCAUCAAACGCUGAUUAUUGAGGAAUUUGAGCCAGACGUAUUUCGUCAAUUGAUUGAAUACAUACAUACAGGAUGCGUGACAUUGCAACCGCGAACAUUACUCGGUGUAAUGAACGCAGCCGACUACUACGGUUUGGAGGAAUUGCGCCGAGCGUGCGCUGGCUUUGUGCAAUGUUGCAUUAAUGUGGACACGGUUUGUGCACUUUUGGCAUCGGCCGAACGUUAUAUUCAGUAUAAAUGCACAAAAAGUUUGGUGCAAAAAGUCCUCGAAUUCGUCGAUGAGCAUGGCAAUGAAGUGCUGAAUUUGGGCAGCUUUACUUUGCUACCACAGCAUGUGGUUCGCCUAAUUUUAGCUCGUGAAGAACUGAGAGCUGAUGAAUUUACAAAAUUCCAGGCGGCUCUAAUGUGGAGCAAAAAGUACUGCGACAAUAAUCCGAAUGUGCCGCUGAAGGAAGUGGUUGGGAAUUUUCUGGAAUAUAUACAAUUUCAUAAAAUUCCUGCGAAUGUUCUGAUGCGAGAAAUACAUCCGCUGGGUUUGGUACCGUAUUCAAUUAUAAUGAACGCUCUUGCAUAUCAGGCUGAUCCGGCUAGCGUGGAUCCGGGCAAUUUAUCACCAAAUUCAAGCCGUGGCCCCUCUUCCCAUCACCACCAUUCCAAACACCUGCCCAAGAUCCGCAAAGCUAAAUCACAAAGCUUCCGUACUAGACGCUCUCCAUCUGAACGCCGUAGUCCAAACUCAUUCAUCCCAUUCAGUCUUGGUUCCAGCUCAACCAACAAUACCACAAUCGAACGUAAACGUAGUCCAUCACAAAAAAGUCCCAGUAUUAUGUCGAUGUCUCAACAAGAAAGCAAAAGCCCUGGUAGUAUGUCGUCAAAAAGUCCAUUCUCCCUAUCUCGCCAAGGCACUUUGCGAUCGUCUCAUUCGCGCAAGAACAGCACUGGACACAAUUUAACCUUAAAUACGGGCCGAAGAAGCCCAAAUCAACAGCUAAUUAGUCCAUCGGGUGGCCGUAGAUCUCCUGUUUUUCUCAUGUACGAUGGUAAUCGAACGCCUCUUGAUUUGCUUGAGCAAAGAAAAAGCCCAACAACAAAGUUCCCUGGAAAUAAUAAAAGUCCCACUGGUCAUCGCAGCCCAUUGGGCUUUGGUGGUGAUUUCGAUAGACGGAGUCCAACAUCCACUGUGCAUGUUCAAGAUCAAAAAAGCCCAACAGCUGUAUUCCUUGGGUUCGACGAUGGUCGACGUAGCCCAACGAUUCAAGUACAAUCACGUCGAUCACCAAUCAAUUUUCCACAAGGACUGAAUACUUUAUUGCCCGUGCCACCGAUAACCGUGUCGAAUCCAUCAGAAAGUUGUGGCAUUACGGAAAAAGUGUUUGAUUUCUCUUCAUCUCUCGAAAUGACAACAUCGGACAUAUGUGUGCCAAUCAAUAAACAAUCCUCUAAAGACGAACCACCAACUGAAGUCCCAUCUGAACCACGUAAAGAACAGCGCAGCGUAAUGCGAGAACUAUUGGCCUUUGUACGAAAGCCAUCAAAGAAAGCAGCAACACGAAAAUUUGCCGCAGCAUUUUCUCGGGCCGAAUCAAACUCAGCGACUCCCCUCUUGCGUCAAAGUACAUUUUCUAGUGCCCCAAGGGCGUCCAGUGGGGCUGCAAAGACUGCGGUUACAAAACAACUGUCGGAGGCUGGACUUGAAUCGAAAAUGUCAUUGAAAAUAUUGAACUCGAAAAUGUCGUUCCGCCUACGACGAACAGUCGAGAAGGUCGUCAAAGAUAGAAAAUCAAGUGGCGAAGAAGUUAGCGAAAGCUUGGAAAGUGAUUCGAAGGCUCAAAAUUUCGAAUUGGACAGUAUGGUAUUUGAAAAAGUUGGCGAAUCAUACAUCAAACAUGAGAAAAUCCGUGAAGAAACGAUUGAAGAUUCGACACCAAGCCCCGUUCAAAUUGUCGACAUAAAUGCAAUACAAUUUAAUAGUCAAAGCAGAAAAUCAAAUAGCAAUAACAAUAACAAUAAUGUUAAUAUUCAGAUACGGACAAAUGAAACCAAAGAUUCGACAGCUCGAGACGUUGGAUAUGAUUGUCACUUUAGGAAGGAUGAGAACAGCACCAGUGUCGACAGUAUAAAAGAAGAUGGAAUCACAAUCAAUGGCAAUCUAACGCAUGCCACCAGUUUCACCGAUGAAGCGGUGAAUACACUCAAAAAUGCACUUGAACAUUUUGUCUUGAAACCCGAACCAGUCUACGCCAAAGCCGCAAACAGUUCAAAAGAUGUGGCCUGCAGUGGAGAACAGAAAAUGGAACUUCAAUGCCCCACGUUUGAAAUCAUGCCUCCAUCUCGUCGAUCAUCAUUUGAUCCACCGCGUUCGCCAUAUUUGGAAAAUUUACGUAGUCCUUGUGAAACCGAUCCAGAAAUAAUGAAUUUGAAUCGCUUAGAUUCAGCGGGUGAUAGUUUUGAAAUGAUCGACACCGAUCGAAACCAUGAAUCAAGUUUUGAGAGUCGCUACCCAUCAUCGAGUCAUACAAGCUUCGACAUUUCACGUUAUCAGUCGACGAGCUGUGAGGAUCAAACCAGCAGCUUUGAAAUUAUCGACAGCGAUGACCGAAUCGCUGGAAUAGAUGUUCGAAAAUCAUCCAUCGAACUCGUCGAUGUAGAAACAUUCCAGAAGCACUCAGAAAAAACUGGGCAUGUUGGCCGAAAAUCGUCGCUUGAGACACAUUUCGACUUCGAAUUACCCUCUUCACGUUUCUCCACGCCACGAGCAAAGAAACAAGUAUCCGAACCAAAUAAACAGCACUGUUUAUCUAAUUUCGGAAUGAAAAGUCACAGUCACUACUCAACGCCGCAUCGUGCACGUAGCCCGUUACUCAAUCAGACGUCAUCAAAUUAUAGUUCGCGUGAUAGUCACGAUUCAUAUAGCUACUCGUCGACCAAAUGGCAUCAGCAACAGCAACAAAGUCAAGGUACUACAUCACCACAACGUAGCCCAUUCGCUGAUCCAAGCAAACAACAUUUCCCCAUUUUUAGCCAAUCGACAGCGACGAAUGAUAACACACGUGCAUUUAUUUGCACCGAUCAACGAUGUGCUGCAAUCUUUGAACCAAGACCUUGCCCAAACUAUUCAACACCGUAUUUGAGCAGUCAUUUGACGUCAAGCUCUGAAUUUGAACCGCCGUCACCGCGUCGAGCGGCAAGCGCUUCACCAAAACAUACCUUCACAUUUCGAAUUGUAUUGAAAAAGGUUGAUAGCUCACCCGACGCAAUAUGUCCAUCGACAGAACGAAGACGCAGUAAAGAUCGCACCGACCGAAUUAGACGCCGAGACAGUCGCAAAAAGCGAUUCUGGGAAACCGGAAAAAGUUUCUGAAUUUUGAAAUCAAUGGAAAACAUACCGAACCAAAUUUAGAAACAUUUACGUGGAAAUUUCCGCAUUGAAUAUUGCGCAGCUUAUCGUAUUUUUUUAUACAAAACAUUUCUUCAUAGACAAAGAGAAAACAAACAGAAAUUCUGAUGUGGUGGCAAAAAGGCAAUAUGUUUUAUUGUUACAAAGUAGAUAGGAAGAUACAACCUCAAUAAGAAAUAUAUUAAAAUGAUGUCAAAUGGAACAAAGAUUUUAGGCUAAUUAUGUGUAUGCAAUAUGCAUAGUUUUUUUAUGGUAAAAAAUAAUGAAACAAUUAUUUAUUCAAUGUUACGUUCUUCAAGUCGAAUCGUAAGUGGCUCUUGUUUGCCAAAUGCUUUGAAGUUUUACCUUGGAAAGAUCUAUAAAUACUGUAGUUUACCGUAUCAUAUUUUCUGUACAUGUGAACUUUGUUACAAUUAAAUUGAUUGAAUUCCAAAUAUGUAUAAACCAAACAUUAACUGACAUUAACUGGUGUUAAGAUGCUUUCAUAAUCGUGAUAAAUGAAAGUUUUAUCAUUUCUGUUAUUAUUACCUCACUUGUUCGUUGUGAUAAUUUCAUUAAAAUAACACAGAAAUACGUGUUUUAAAAUUUGAUUCAGCAAAUCAAUCAGUGUGUAGACAAAUUGUAAAAAUUUCUCGCCACGUAACAUAACUUUGUUAACUAUCGAUUCUUUUUACAAACAAUGACAUCAAUUCUGAUUCGAGUCCAGAUUCUGGACCAAAUCAGGAAGCAAUUCGGAUGGAAAUAUAAGAUGUGGGAAAAUGAAUUUGUAUUAAUUUCUAUUUCACAAUACAAAUAACAAAAUAAACAAAAAAAAGUGUGUCUUCGUGUUCUCCUUAAAAAAUCAUCUUGUUCUUCCCCCACAAAAAACACCCCCUCCCCAUAAUUAAUUCUUUUCAAAGGGAGCUAAGUACUGCAAAAUAAAUAAAAUUCGUAUGCAAUCCACACAUGAAGCAAUGUCAAAUUAAGCUUAAGUGAAUCUCGAAUAUAUAUUAAAGAUUUUUUCAUUUUCCAAAUCCAAUGAAAAAGAAAACAGUUCGAAUGGCACAAUGUUUCGAAAUGAAAAAUAAUAGGACGAUCAUUUUUGGCAGAGCAAAAUCAAUAUCAAAUGGAUUGCGCAACAAGUGAUCCUUGUAGAGAGGCAUUGAACAAUUUCAUGUGUAUUUAAUUGAACCACAUGUUGCUUGUGUCUUGUGUCUCCACUUGUUAUAAUGAAAUCAAUGCCACGAUGCUACAUAGCAGGGCAAAAUUUUGAUGAUUAAAAUGCUUUAUUUUCACAGAUUUUUCUUUUGGAAUUUCCACAAUUUUUCCCAAAUCUCGGGAAAAUCCAAAGAAAUUUCGAACAAGGGGCGGGAAAUUCCAACUAAAAACUGUAGAGAAAAACGUUUUUUUCCCUCUCAAAAUUUUAAUAAUUAUUGUUAUAUCGCCAAAGCCAUUUAUAUAAGCAAUGAAAAGUUGAACAUCUGCAAAAUGUCACUAUAUUUUAUUAAAAUAUAAAUGAAUUCUAAUGCAAACUAUGUCAAACUCUCGUUAUAUCCAACUUUUUUAUAUUGCGUGAUUUAUACAGCGUUGAACAGUCUCCUGAAAAUGUAAACGAAUUUAUUUUAUCACAUUAUGUGUCAUCUCAAAAUUCUUGUUGUUAACAUCAAAUUAAAAGAAAACAAAACAACCUCCAUAGUAAAUGCAAUAUUUAAGAAUAUGGAAAAAAAACCGUGUGUGAAUUCAAAUGUAUUAUUUUGUGCAAACUGAAAGUCUGUACAUGAAAUAUAAUUGCUAAAUACACUUAUUUAAAUCGCAUUCAGUUGCCGCAUGUUCUCAUAAAGGGGUGAAAGAUGUCAUAGGAUAAGUUUUGUUUAUCUUUGUGACAAUGAAGUGAAAUACAAUACAAAAAAAUAUAUUCUAAAAUAAAUGUGAAAAAACCUUGUCAAAAUGAAAAUGUAUUCACAAAGCUAGUAAUAAACAAAAUCGUGGUCAUUUCAGCAGAUUCUCUGUAUUCCCAUACAAUAAAUGUUAAACGAUAAAA
Molecule: messenger RNA, 6624 nt
Organism: Sitodiplosis mosellana (orange wheat blossom midge)
Lineage: Eukaryota; Metazoa; Arthropoda; Insecta; Diptera; Cecidomyiidae
Gene: gprs
Product: serine-enriched protein
Exons: 10
Coding region: 864-4568 (1234 amino acids)
Molecular function (GO): protein binding
Source: RefSeq, a predicted model, not a curated record